Messenger RNA from Eleginops maclovinus (Patagonian blennie), 3580 nucleotides. It is a transcript of the gene agpat5, whose product is annotated as 1-acylglycerol-3-phosphate O-acyltransferase 5 (lysophosphatidic acid acyltransferase, epsilon). NCBI's taxonomy places the organism in Eukaryota, Metazoa, Chordata, Actinopteri, Perciformes, Eleginopidae. Gene Ontology annotation, cellular component: endomembrane system; mitochondrion. The transcript has 8 exons. The record is from RefSeq and is a predicted model, not a curated record. Bases 572 to 1669 code for a protein of 365 amino acids. Gene Ontology annotation, molecular function: acyltransferase activity.
UGUGACAUUUGCUGCAUGAAGCUAGUUUAUGAACAGCUAGCUGGAUAAAGAUGAAGACCCGGGGAAGGAAAUAGAACAAAUUAGCAUUUUAACAACUAAGCUUACUUUUGGGUUACACUUUGUUAUCGUACCCAUAUUAGGGAAGAUAAUUUAUUCAAAUGUAGCCUUUGAUCAAACUUCCUGUCAGGCUAACACACGUUAAAUAACAGUUAGAAAGCUAACACUUUUAACUUAUACUGUACAUAUUCCGGUUUAAGUAGUGUUUGUUUUUUGCGAUAAAAUGUUCAUAUUUAUCAGUUAACUUCGGGGUUUUUUGUAUUGUAGUAUGGGUGGACGAUAGCGCUUAAGCCGACUUGGCCCUUUUGCACACAAGGUUAACAUUAGCUUUAGCCAGCUAGCUCCUCUUGCUGCAGCUUCCUUACUUUGUUUUUGUACUUGUCAGGGCAGGUGUGCUGAACGCAGGUCAGGUAUGCUUUGGGAUUGAUAGGGUCUGCAACCUAAACAAAGAGUGAGUCCUACAGCCUAUAUCAGGGAUCGUUUUAGUUACUUUAGUGGAGCCAGAGGUGGGACCAUGCUGCUCUCCUUGGUUGUGCACACAUACUCGCUGCGGUACUGGUUUCCAGCCACGGUCAUGCUGGGGACAGCUCCAGCUUACUUGCUGUCAUGGGGAGCAUGGCGUUUAUUUUCCACAGUUUUACCAGCAAGGGUGUAUCACAAGUUGGAUGAUCGGUUGUACUGCAUGUACCAGAGUAUGGUCCUGUUCUUCUUUGAAAACUACACUGGAGUGGAGGUUGUGAUAUACGGAGAUAUACCAAAGAACAAAGAGAACGUGAUCUACUUGUCUAAUCACCAAUGUACAGCUGACUGGAUCAUCGCGGACAUGCUGGCCAUCAGGCAGAGUGCCCUUGGCCACGUCAGAUACGUCCUUAAAGACGGCCUCAAGUGGCUCCCGCUGUACGGAUGGUAUUUCUCUCAGCAUGGAGGAGCCUACGUGAAGCGAAGUGCAAAGUUCAAUGAAAUAACGAUGAAGAAGAAGCUUCAAACUCAGACUAAAUGUGGAGCACCAAUGUACCUCGUCAUCUUCCCUGAAGGAACCCGGUAUAAUCCGGAGCUCAAGAGUGUUAUCGCUGACAGUCAGGCUUUUGCUACCAAAGAAGGACUGGCUGUCCUGAAGCACACACUGACACCCAGAAUGAAAGCCUCUCACAUCGCCCUCAAUGCUAUGAACGACCACCUGGACGCCAUCUAUGACGUCACAGUUGCCUACGAGGGAACUCUGAGCGCCUCCGGUCAGAGAAAACCUGCACCAUCAAUGCCUGAAUUCCUGUGCAAAGAAUGUCCCCGAGUCCACAUAUACUUUGACCGCGUGGAUAUAAAGGAAAUUCCUUCAGAGCCACUGUUUUUCCGCAGGUGGCUUCACGAGCGGUUUGAAAUCAAGGACCGGCUGCUGACGGACUUCUACGAGUCGGAGGAUGCAGACAAACUACGCACGUUCCCCGGGGAAGGCAGACAUUCCCCUCUGAGCCUUUCUAAAACCCUCCCGUCGAUGAUUAUCUUGGGGGGGCUGACACUGCCGUUGCUGCUGACGGAGAGCGGCAGGAAACUGUACGUGAGGACCUGGCUGUACGGGACUCUGCUGGGAUGGCUGUGGGUGAAUGCUUUCCCUUAACCAGGCAGGCAGCGGCUGCCACGAUGAGACGCACAAAAGACAUGAAGAGACCUCGCCAUUUUCCUGCAUCGCAAACAACACGAGGUGUGUUCCGGAUGCAGCGUCUGAUGAGAGGCUCCGAGAUUUACCCCUCAUGUCUUGCUCAGUGUUGACCUUGAGCUUAAGCUGAACAGAGAUAUGGAGAAAUGUGAAGCUUUUUGUGCUACUUGUUGCCUCGCGUAAUUUGGAUUUGCAGCCUGAAAUAAGGAAGUAAAAAAAUGAGUGGUUAUGCUGAAAAGUAUUAAAAUCCUCAAAAUAGCCCUUGUAAUCAAUCUAUCAAAUAAAGAAAAAUGCUAUAUACUUAUCUUAAAAAUAAUUCCCCCUUAUUAGAUUUAGCCAAAUUAGUAUUCAUGCAUGCUCAUUUUCCCAUCAAGCAUUGGCCAGUUUUAAAUAUGACGUAUAUAUUAUUGAGAACAAAUUGGGCUGAAAACAUGUUCAAUGAUCAUGUCCAGCGACUCCAUGUAGCUGCCGCGAUACACCAGCCUACUGAUGAUGCAUCAUUAAUUAUUAAAGUGCACUGAAUCUUUGAGGUUGGUUGUAAUGUUAUUUACGCCAAGGUCCAUGUUCGAGGUUAAUGCACUUUGCUCAUUUUAAGUGAUAUUUUUACAUGAGUAAAACAAAGUAGAGAGGAUGCGGUCCUCUGUAGGGGCUCAUGAACACCAGCUGCAUUGUUUACCAUAAAUAUUAACGAGACGCCACUUUGUUUUAUAUUCUGAUGAUGAAUGUAGCUGUUAAGCAGCCUCAUUUAUGCAUAUAUAAUAACGUUAAUGGGUUUUUUUAUUUCCAAGAUUUUGAUUUGACAAAUAUUUGUAUCCUUAAAGAAGUUUAAUGUAUAAAUUUCCGAGUCUUUGUUGCAGAAACACUGGGAGAUGCCACAGUGAGCUCACAUGGAGGAAUGCGUCUGUUUCAAAACAACUGUUCCAAUAUUGCUUUAACCUUUAAACGUUGACCCUUGCCAAAACCCGGUGUUAUUUACCAUGAUCUUCUACAGGUGUUUUGUUUUUUAGCAAUACUUGUUUAAUGCCAGCCUGGAUGACAGCAGAGAUAUUUUUGGGGCCUAUAUACAUAAUAAUCAGUUAUUUUAUAAUGGUUUAUUCAGAGUUCCAUAACUUUUAUAUGCAUUUAUUACUUUGAAUACCACGUUACAGCUCACACGAAAGUGUCUACCUAGCAAAAAGCUGACAAAGCCAUGUAAACAGUAUAUCGCAGGUUCCUGUGCACUCAAAGCCAUUUGUAUUAUAAAUGUCACUGUAACGUUAAAGCACUGUAUGUUCAUUGUUGUUGUUUACUGUGAUGAAACCAUUGCAUUUUUCCACGAGUCACUUUACAUGUUUGCUUUCUCGUCAUUGUGUAGAGUUGGUCUGAUAUGUUUUUUCUCAUGGUACAGAAAAUCAUACCUUUUACAUGUCGCUCCGAUACCUCACUUGAAUAAUCCUUCCUUGUUCUUAAAUGCCUCUUGUCAGCCAUUUUGUAGUCAUUUUUAUCCAGACAAGAUCAGACUGUACCUCAUCAGGAAAUCUCUAUGUAGACCGUAUUUAAAUGCCAGCGGAUUUUGGAAAUGUGUGCCUUCUUUUUGGAGGAGUUGGUCCUCAGCCCUCUCUCUCACGGAGGGCCACAGUGGCUCUUUUCCACCGGGUGACUGCAUGGAAGCAUGCGGUCACAUUGUCUACAGUUCAUAGUGGCUUAUUUUGCUUGAAGAAUGCAUUGAUUUUCACUUUUUGAAAACUAUUAUUAAACAAUGAAUCCUUUAACGUGUAUGUGAUUUCUGGAAAUGGGGUAGAGUGAAAUAAAAUGGUUUUCUUUGGGGAGAGUCACAUUUCCUUUGUUCAUUUACUGUUCUGAAAACAUAAUAAUUAAAAGUAUAUCUAAUUA